Dentiscutata erythropus is the source of this 5631-nucleotide messenger RNA. The record is from the annotation of a GenBank genome assembly. NCBI's taxonomy places the organism in Eukaryota, Fungi, Glomeromycota, Glomeromycetes, Diversisporales, Gigasporaceae.
AUGAGGGAGAUACCUCCAAUUGCCAUUGCUUUUGGAGAUUAUUCCACUUGCAACUUGUCAGAUCCAGAAUGCACACGUAUCUCUAACAUGCUUGAAAAUCAAGCUUCGUCUCAAUAUCCAGACGUAGCACUACAACAACAACUGAACGCUGUCCGUGGCUUACUAAAUCAGGUUGAUGUGAGUUAUGUGAGAUUUAAAAACCCAUCAGCAGCAUCUUCGCAACCAUCAUUCGAAUAUGCAUUCACUCCACAACCAUCGAUUCCACAAAAAAGAUCAUUUAAGCAAGUUAUGGAAAUAACACCUCAAGAUGCAAGAGAAAAUGCAUCAAUGCAUGCCGAAUUUCAUCAAAAUACCUAUCAAGCAUCAACCUUGGGCCCUCAAUUACAAUCAGAUAGAUUUCAGGGUUCUGUAUCGGAAUCCCUUAUUAAUAACAGCAUACCUCAAACUGCAUAUAUUCAAGACGCAUAUAAAAAACCAUGCAUUUUAUCCAAUUCAGAUAGUUCUUUUAAUAUGAAAUGUGAUUAUACAAAAGAACAGCAGAAUGAAUCCCAACAAAUUAUUUAUAACAAUUCUGAACCACUCUUUAUAAGUGAUAAUCAGGCACUUCAUAGAAGCUCCCCAACAGUCUUUACCGAGAUUCCAGCACUCGUUGAACACCAUCAAUAUACAACUGUUUCUCCAGCUGGAAAUACAUAUCAAAUUUCUCAAAAUUCUUCAAAUAUGCAUCCUCCAUCUCCGAAAGUAAUCGUAGAAAGCACUUUACCUAUUAUGAAAUCAAAUUUAAAUCCACACAUUGAACAUUCCAGCAUUGCUCCAUCUCAACUUUUAAUUAAUAGACCUCCAUCACCAAAAGUCGUCAUUUAUAACGAAACAACCCCUGAAAUUGAUGAUAAUCCUGAAAUUGAUGAUAAUCCUAAAAGAAAAAACCCUAAAAUUUCUUCUAUAUCAAUGCAAAAUGAUUAUCGACCUGCAUCACCAGAAGUUGUCAUAGAAGUUCCACCUCGUGAUAUAUUAGCUGAAUAUCGUUCUUAUGAGAAAAAGAAGCAAAAGGAAAAGGAUAGAAAUAGGGAAAAAGAAAAAAGUAGAGAAAAGGAGAGAAGUAGGGAUGAAGAAAGAAAUGGCGAGAAUUCGUUGAACAAGUUUAUUAGUUACAUAAGUGCAAUAUUUGAUGCAGAGGACGCAGUAACUUCUGAAUUACCUUUAUCAAAUGAUCAAUUAUCACUUUUAACUCCAUCGAGCAUAAGCUCAAAUGAGCCCUUACUUACUUCAGAAGUUAUUCAUCAGAUUAUAAGGCUUGUAAAUAAAGUGUGCCGUUUUAAUCGGUUAGAAGAUGCUGAUGUUGAUGACUUGGGACGUCUGUUGAAAAUUUUAGAAAGAUCUGUUCGAGAAGUCGAAACUCUGGAUCUAUUUCCACGGGAUUCUGUUACAUCAAGUGGUAUUGGUAGAUCAAAAAAUAAAGUUUCGGAUUCAAUGAGUUCAAUGAGUUUAGAUGAGGAUUCUAUGGAUGAGGAUGAUAAAUGUGUUGACUCGCGAUUACAAAAAUUUGAAGAAAAGCUUAAUAAAAUAAUCAACGGAAUUGAAGCAGCUACCGCUGCAUUUACGAUUAUGACUGGUGGUAAUUUGAGUAAGCAGCUCUAUCCGGAAGAUUUAAUUACGUCGAGUCUUAAUCUUGUAAAAAAUCAACUUGUGGGAGUGAUUUAUCGUAUAUUUGAAAUGAAUUUAUCAGAAGACGCAUUAAACAUUAAACAACAUAAUUUGCCUUUAUUAAUUAUAUUAUUCCAUUCAAUAGGUGAUGGAGAUUCUACCUUACGCCAGACAGCGGGCAUGCUUCCGAUUAUUACAAAUUAUUUACGGAAAUUAUAUGAUUUGAUGCAGAAAGAAGAACUUUCUGACUCUAUUGUUAUUACAGUUAGUUAUAUUGCUAUUGGACCCUUUUUUGUAGACUCUGUAAACAGCAGUAAUUCUAUAUUUGGUAAUGGUUUGGAGGCAGUAAAAUUGGUUGCACUUGGAUUACUGAGAUCUAUAUUCACAAAUUAUCAAAAACAACGCACAUGGAUAUUGGAAGAAAUUCUUACGUCUCUCAUUAAAUUACCUACUACAAAAAGAAAUUUGAGACAAUACAGAUUACCUGAUGGUAAAUCAAUCCAAAUGGUAUCUGCGCUUAUUUUACAACUUAUACAAAGUUGUACAGUAGGCAUAACUCACUUUGGUCUAAAGUCUGUUGAUGAUCAGCAAAGUGAACAGCUUGUUGAAAGUUUAACUAAUGGUACUCCAAAUGAUGUAAAAGAGUGCAGUAACGCGUGGAAAAUGGGAAUAGAUUCUGCUAGCAGCAAUGCUGGCUAUGUUUUCAAAUUCUUGCUUUCAAGGUACACGAAAUCUAUCAAAAAUUCAAAUGAGUCAGAGUAUCAUAUUCUUUUAGAUAAUUUCAUGGAGGAUGUAAUCACUGUAUUGAAUUACCCUGAGUGGCCGGCUGCUGAAAUGAUAGUUCGAAUAUUUAGCAAAAUCAUGAUUGGUUAUAUAAAUGAUAGAAAAGCAGAUAAUUAUACAAAAUCAAUGGCUAUUGACUAUUUAGGAAUCAUAGCUGGACGUAUCAAAAAAUUUGCAAACACAGGCCUCAUCUCUGGUGAAGGUGUAUCAGAAGAGAAUGGGGAAGAGAAUGAUGAUAAUGAUGAUCAGAAUUGGAUUGACAAAAUUAAAGAUAUACCGAAAGGAGAUGCUAUAUUAAUGUUUCUAGAAUUUGGUGCAUUGGAAGAUCCUGGUUGUGCUCGCCAGUUCUAUUUAGCUGAGUGGGGAUAUUCUCUCUCAAACACCUUACUUUCAUUUAACGACAAACAGUCAAAUUUAAUACUGGAAGAUAAAGACAAGGCCUCACUCAUUUCAAUAACAAGGUUGAUUAAUAAGAUUGUUGCUGGAUAUUGGAAAAUGUCAUCUGAAGAUCAGAUUGUACAAAGUCUUGAGCAUAGGACACAGGAAGUAGAACGAUCUGAUGCUCAUCUCAUAACUGAGCUUCUGGCAACUAGACAAGCUCUUUAUCAAAACUUUGAUUCAAUCCUUUCGAGGAUAUUAAUAUCAUUGGAUACAGGUGUUGUUGCCUUUAGGACAAAAGCUUUGAGAGCCUUAGGACAAGUAGUUGUAUGUGAUCCAAGUAUUCUAAGCCAAGUGAAUGUUCGCCAAACAAUUGCUCAAAGAUUUUCCGACAAUUCGCCGGCCGUUCGAGAUGCAGCCAUUGAACUUGUUGGACGUUAUCUCGCACAAAAGCCAGAAAUCACAGAACAAUAUUAUAAAGUCAUAAGUGAUCGCGUAUUGGAUACUGGUCUUAAUGUACGAAAACGUGUAAUAAAAUUACUUAGAGAUAUUUAUCUCAAAAGCUCCGAUCAGGAGAUGAAGAUUGACAUCGGCUGCAAAAUUCUUAUUCGUAUUAAUGAUGACGAUGAUCACGUCAAGGAUUUAGCUCUCAAAACUAUUCAAGAAUUAUGGUUUUCUCCAUUUAAACAUCAAAAGAAUUUUUCUUUCGAGAUGAAUGAUAUUGAAGAUGACGAUAAAUGGCAAAAUGAAUUCAAUAACAUGCCUACUAGUGGUAAAAAAGAUGUUUUAGGAAGAAGCUUAUUAAUAGUAGGGGUUGCGGGACGACUUGGUGAAAGGAAUGGACAUAUCAUGGGUGGACUGUUCAAAAAGAUCUUGGACAAAGAUGGAAAACAGAAACGCGAAGUUCUGAGCAUCUGUCAAUGUCCAUACCUAAAAAGCUCUAGUACGUCGGAAGAUCAAUCUAUAUUGUACUAUGUUUUGAUCAUAUAUCGUAAUGUUCUCCCACUUCUCAAACGACCAAACCCUAAUUUCCUGGCUGAAGUAGAACAGACACUCAUGAGUCUAUUAACUAAAAGUCCUCAAAAGAUUCUUCAAGAAGUUAUACCAUGCCUUUGUGUUAUUGUUGAUAAAUUGACACAUAACUAUACAAGGUUGACAAAACUUUUACGGUCUUGUACUGAAAAACUUAAACUAGAACAAAGGCAAUUAGAAGCAGGAAAAGAACUAUCUUCUGCGCGUAAUGUUAUGGUACUUCUAUUAAUCGUUGGUUUGUUAUGUAAAAAUUUUGAUUUUGACAAGAAGCGAGUAGAGAAGUCAGACGAGAUGAAAGAAUUAGAUACCAUCGAUAAGGGGCCUAUUGUCGCAAUUAUAUUUCAAUUAGUACUAUAUUUCUGCAAAAAAGAUUUAUCAGAAACUGUUCAAAAAAUGGCAUUACAAAGCUUAGGCUUUAUAUAUCUUUCGUAUCCAAUAAUAAUGCUAAGGCCAGAAAGCACUGAUUUAAUGGAUCGUAUAUUAAAUAAUGGUGUGAUGGAUAUGAAAAUUCAAUUGAUGAAAGUAUUUUUAGAUUUUUUAGUUUCUGAACAACAAAAAAUUAACAUGGAUUUGGAAGACAAAAAAAAGAAGAAAAACAACCCCGUAGAUCUUAAAGUCCUAAUAGGUAAUGCUGAUGAAUUCGCAGAAGCUGGCAGCUCUUUGAUGCAAAGAUACCUGGAUCGAAUAUUAGAAUGUACCUUUGAUAAUACACAAAGCUUAAAAAUUGUCGCACUGGAUGUCUUAGGAAAUAUUAUUCAACAAGGGUUGGCACAUCCUGUGCUGUGUAUACCAACUAUUGUUGCGAUGGAAACAAGUCCGGAUCAAAACAUUCGCGAUAAAUCGUUCAAACUACAUCAACAUCUGAAUGAAAAACAUGCUUCUUUAAUACAUUCCAGAAAUGUAGAUUGUGUUAAAAAAGCAUAUGCAUUUCAAAAACAAUUGAUUGGUGAAAAUCCAAUAGUUGGGUAUGCUACACGCUCCCACGAAGGACGGCCUGAGGCCUUACUUAACCCGAUGUAUUCUCUUCUAAAAGAUAAACGGAAGUCACGUAACGAUUUUCUUGUCUCUGUUGUUAAAACUUUUGACUUUGACUUGAAAAAAUGUGAUGAAUCAAAGGUGGACGUUGGCUUUUGCAAAUUCGUUGCAGAAAAUCUAGCCACUAUUGAUUACAAAUCAAUCGAAGAAGUUCUUCACGUGAUUUACUUGAUCAAUCGUGUUUUGUCGGUUGUUGCAAUCAGUGUAUUACAUUCCGUCCAAACCAACUUUCAAGAGAUUGUAGAUAAUGUCCGUGUAUAUAUUGAAAAUAAAAUACCUGAAAAUUUUAUUGAAGAAACCAUUUCGCAAACUAAUGAAAAACUCGACGAGGUCAUUGGUACAAUGGAGAUGUCAUCUAUUGAAGAUUCUUCAAGUCCAAUGGUCAUUGAAAAUGAGACUCAACAAAGUGAUUCAAUGGAAAUACAAUUUAGAGACGAUAAGUCUGCACAAGAUAAUCAAUCCAAUGAGAAAGAAAAUGUUCUACCGCUUUCGUAUGCUGCUAAAGUCUCCGUUUGUAUGGCUAUUCUCAUGUAUUUGAAGGAACAUUUAAAGAAAUCAUUUGCAUUAAGUGAGGCAAAAUGUCAAAAUUUUAACCCAACACAACAUGGUGGAACAAACAAGGAUAAACCCGCAUUACGGCAUCAAAAUGCACCAUUAGUUAUAUCAUGGGAUGGACUACCUUUCGUGGAUAAACCGUUAGAGUUGGAAGAUGAUAUCUGGAAACAAUAUGGUACUAAAGAUUCAGAUGACUUCUGCUAG